Molecule: messenger RNA, 2733 nt
Organism: Hevea brasiliensis (rubber tree)
Lineage: Eukaryota; Viridiplantae; Streptophyta; Magnoliopsida; Malpighiales; Euphorbiaceae
Product: probable LRR receptor-like serine/threonine-protein kinase At4g37250
Exons: 2
Coding region: 248-2557 (769 amino acids)
Biological process (GO): protein phosphorylation
Molecular function (GO): protein kinase activity; ATP binding; protein binding
Source: RefSeq, a predicted model, not a curated record
GUUUCUUAAAUGUGAGCACAAGCCACAAGGAAGGUGAAGUAAGAGUAAAGAGUCUAAUUUAUUCCUGCAGAGUUGCCCGAAAGGGCAUUUUGGUGGUGAGAAAUUUUGUUUGGUGAGCUGUGUAUUUUUGUAUCCGCUGGUCUAGUUCCUUAUUUUUUUACAACUUCCAUCACAUGGCUUCAUGAAUCUCUCUCUCUCCCCGAUUGUAGUUUUUCAUAGGAGAGAUGUGGGAUUACUCUGAGAAAUCAUGAAUUCCCAAAGGAAUAGCCUCCAUAUAUGGUGGACGAUUCUUGCACUUAUUCUCUUAUUUCUUGCAGUCCAAUCUUUUGGGCUCAACACAGAUGGUAUUCUCUUGUUUUCUUUCAAGUUUUCUAUUCUCAGUGACCCUUUCCGUGUUCUUCAGAGCUGGAACUACUACGAUGAGACUCCGUGUUCCUGGAAUGGAGUGACCUGUGGAGCUCCAGGAAUAGACGCUGCCUUCUCUCGUGUCACUGGCUUGUCUCUCCCAAAUGCUCAGCUUCUUGGUUCAAUCCCUGCUGAACUUGGUAUGGUCCAAUACCUCCAAAAUCUUGAUCUUUCCAACAAUUCUCUCAAUGGGUCUUUGCCUUUUGCCCUUUUCAACGCAUCCCAACUUCGGUUUCUUGACUUGUCUAAUAAUAUGAUCUCUGGCGAGUUGCCAGAGACUAUAGGUUCCUUACAGAAUCUUGAGUUUCUUAACCUGUCUGAAAAUGCCUUGGCGGGAACCUUACCCUCUAGUCUCCCUACCCUCCAUAAUCUAAGUGUUGUUUCUUUGAACAACAAUUACUUCUGUGGUGGUCUGCCCAGUGAAUUUGGAGCCGUUCAAGUUUUAGAUCUUUCUUUCAAUCUCAUCAAUGGAUCUCUGCCUCAAGAUUUUGGUGGUAGCAAUCUCCAUUACUUGAAUAUCUCUUAUAACAAGCUCUCUGGCCAAAUUCCACCAGAAUUCGCUUCACAAGUCCCGGGCAAUGCCACUAUCGAUCUCUCAUUCAAUAAUCUGUCCGGAGAAAUUCCAGAUUCUAGCGUUUUCUUGAAUCAGAAAGCCACUUCUUUUAUUGGGAAUCCUGAUAUCUGUGGCAAGCCAUCAAGAAACCCAUGUCCAAUUCUUUCUUAUCCGCCAUCCUCUUUUCCGAAUGUAUCUUCCCCUACUUCUCCAGCAAUCGCUGCAAUUCCAAAAGCAAUACCUGCAACCACCCCACCAGGUCAUGCAGCAACCGGGUCUCAAGGGCUUAGGCGAGGAACCAUCAUAGCGAUCAUAGUUGGUGACAUUGCAGGGGCUGCAAUUCUUGGCAUGCUUUUCUUCUAUGUCUACCACUUAAAGAAAAGGAAGAACAUCGAAACCACGCUCAAGAAAGAAACUAACAAUGCAAAGGAUACUUGGUCUUCCUCCUCAGAAUCAAGAGGGUUCACAAGAUGGUCAUGUUUACGCAAAAGAGGGGACGACGAAGAAGAAUCCGAUUCUACAAGUUCUGACAACGACGACGACAAUCCUAGAAGUCUCGAAAAUCAACGGCCACAAGAGCAGGAACAACACAAAGGAGGCACAUUAGUGACGUUUGACGGCGAAAAACAGCUCGAGCUCGAAACUUUACUCAAGGCAUCAGCUUAUAUACUGGGCGCAACUGGCUCUAGCAUAAUGUACAAGGCCGUUCUUGAAGAUGGGACUGCACUUGCGGUUCGUAGAAUAGGUGAGAGCCACUUAGAGCGGUUCAGAGACUUCGAGACCCAGGUCCGUAUCAUAGCCAAGUUGGUGCACCCAAAUCUGGUUCGAAUUCGUGGGUUCUAUUGGGGGGUCGAUGAGAAGCUCAUUAUCUAUGAUUUCGUCCCCAAUGGCAGCCUCGCCAAUGCUCGUUACUGGAAAGUAGGCUCUUCACCUUGCUAUCUACCAUGGGAGGUCCGGCUCAAGAUUUCUAAAGGAGUAGCCCGUGGGCUGUCUUUCCUCCAUGACAAGAAGCACGUGCAUGGAAACUUGAAGCCCAGUAAUAUUCUUUUGGGUUCCGAUAUGGAGCCUAGGAUUGGAGAUUUUGGGCUUGAGAGGCUCAUGACUGGUGAUUCAAGCCGUAAAUCAGGCGGAUCAACCAGAAAUUUUGGUAGCAAAAGGUCCACAGCCUCUCGGGACAGCUUCCAAGACUUCUCACUUGGGCCCAGCCCGAGCCCAAGUCCGAGUUUGAUAGGAGGUUUAUCGCCUUACCAUGCUCCGGAGUCGCUGAGAAGCCUGAAGCCCAACCCAAAGUGGGAUGUGUAUUCAUUUGGGGUUAUGUUGCUAGAGCUACUAACUGGGAAGGUUAUAGUUGUGGAUGAGUUAGGCCAAGGAAACAAUGGCCUGUCAGUUGACGAUCAUAAUCGGGCAAUAAGGAUGGCUGACGUGGCUAUUCGAGCUGAUGUGGAAGGCAAAGAGGAGGCCUUGCUGGCUUGCUUCAAGUUAGGGUACAGUUGUGCUUCUCCAAUCCCACAAAAGAGGCCAACAAUGAAAGAGGUGCUGCAAGUCCUGGAGAAAAUCCCAUCUUCUUCUUCAUCCUCAUCAUACUUGUAUGGUCACUAAUGAGAGAAAUAAUUAUUAAUUAAUUUAUAACAUAUUUUUUAAAUAUAAUUAGAAAAAAAAAUUAAUUUGGUAGAAAUAUGUGUCAACAGCUUUGUUUUUAUUCUUAAACUGAAGCCAUCUUUAGGGUUGAAAUGGUCAAUCACACAUAAAUGGAAAGACCAAAGUUGUCUAUUUUA